Molecule: messenger RNA, 1215 nt
Organism: Arachis ipaensis
Lineage: Eukaryota; Viridiplantae; Streptophyta; Magnoliopsida; Fabales; Fabaceae
Biological process (GO): translation
Cellular component (GO): ribosome
Molecular function (GO): structural constituent of ribosome; RNA binding
Source: RefSeq, a predicted model, not a curated record
CUCCCUUUUUUUUCUUUCAGUCAGAGAAAUCACAAACCUAACCACAAAACCCUAGCACUGUAAGCCUACACCACCGCCACAAGGAGGGGCAUACUGCUGCCGUCCGUCGCACUCAAAGCUCGCCAUCCGUCAUCUAGCUUCCCUCGUGCUCGAAGUCUUCAACCCCUGUUCGCUGUCACCGAUCGCGGUUGCUUCCUCGAGCUCGGCGUCCGUCGUCUUUGUCUGCUCAGCCACGCUUCCGUCGCCGUUUGUUUGCCGUUCACGUUCGCGUCUUCGUUCGCGUUCUUCGCCGUUCGCGUUCGCUCGUCGUUCACCGUUCGCGUUCGUCUGGAAGCCACGUUGCUCUGCUUCAAACUCUGCGACCAACCCGCGUGCUCCACUCGUCGAACUGCUCUCUGUUGUCCCCGCCGUGAGUUCCCUAAACCAGCCACCAGACAAUACACUCACACAACAGACAACACCAACACUCUUCUUCAAACUCUGCAACUUCUGAUUUCUACUACAAUAAAUUUCUGGUUGCAGAGUGUUACAUUGAAAUGGGUUGGAAAGCUGCAGAGAAACUUAUUAGACACUGGAAAAUUGUCAGAGGUGACAAUGUUAUGAUCAUAAGGGGUAAAGAUAAGGGUGAGUCUGGGGUCAUUAAACGUGUUAUUCGUUCCCAGAAUCGUGUUAUUGUCGAGGGUAAAAAUUUGGUAAAGAAACAUAUCAAGGCAGGGCCAGGUCAUGAAGGGGGGAUCUUUACAGUUGAAGCCCCACUUCAUGCCUCCAAUGUGCAAGUCGUUGACCCAGUUACAGGGAAGCCUUGCAAGGUUGGGAUUAAAUAUCUUGAAGAUGGUACUAAAGUCAGAGUAUCCAGAGGAAUAGGAACAUCUGGGUCCAUAAUCCCUCGACCUGAGAUCCUCAAGAUAAGAACUACACCAAGACCUACACAACCUGGUCCCAAAGAUACUCCAAUGGAGCAUGUGUUAGAGAAGACUUAUGAUGCUAAAACAGGGAUGGGCAUGCCUGAUCUUUGAAGGGCUUGGAUACCUUGUUCCAAAUUUUUAAUUAGGUAGCUGUUUUGGCAAUGAAUUUGGUUAUGGCAUUAGUUUUUCACAUGUUUCCAUUUACCAUGCUUUAAUAUGGAUUUGAUUAAAUUCUCCUAGUAUAUGUAUUUCAAUGUGAUCGAAUCCGGGGUCAUCCCAUCGCUUGUAACUUUUUGUUUACUACUAGUAA